AUGCUGGGUUGGCGGUGGCCCUACAAGACCUGCGCCAUUGUCCUAAAGAUUCUGUUUGUCCUCUUUACCUUCUUCUAUGAAGAAACCAAGUAUAUCCCCAUACCCAUCGGGAGCACCGAGAACGCCAGCGUCAACCAAGACAGCCUGGAGAGGCUCGACAAGAACUCGCAACCAAAUGCCAAGGCUACUCAGUCUGCAGCCGACCUAGAGUACAAUUCAUUCUCAGCGACUGUCCCACUUCCCAACUCGUACAGACAGCGCAUGCGCACGGGGAUUCAGUGCGCAAACUGCGUUCUGUUUCUCGUCCUGCUUUCAACCAUCAACUCGAUUGCCUUUUCGAGACCACCAUACAACUUCAACACUACCAAAGUCGGUCUAAUGCUGCUGGGGUCCUUUGUCGGCAAUAUGAUUGUAAGCAUCUACGGCGGCUGGCUCGGUGAUUCGCUCAUUGUGCGGCUUGCCUUGCGUAAUGGCGGCAUCUUUGAGCCUGAGAUGAGACUGUAUAUUCUGGGAUUGCCGGCGCUUUCGAUGGGAGCUGAACUUGUUGUCUACGGAAUGACUGUUGACCGAGGUCUUCAAUGGAUCUACCCCAGCAUCGGCGGUGCCCUCUUCGCCUGUUGA
Fusarium falciforme is the source of this 621-nucleotide messenger RNA. RefSeq names its product MFS domain-containing protein. The record is from RefSeq and is a predicted model, not a curated record. Gene Ontology annotation, molecular function: transmembrane transporter activity. The coding region runs from base 1 to 621 and encodes 206 amino acids. Gene Ontology annotation, biological process: transmembrane transport. The transcript is spliced from 3 exons. NCBI's taxonomy places the organism in Eukaryota, Fungi, Ascomycota, Sordariomycetes, Hypocreales, Nectriaceae.